AUGGCCCGCCCCAUAUCCAGCCGUUCGAGCUACUCACCUCCAGGAAAUGACAGGCGCCGCAACUAUUCCACGCCGCUCCCGUUCGAAUACGCCCAACACACUCCCACAGCGGCUCCCUCAAAGCCACAUCCGGUCAAAGACGACGAGAGUCACUGCUACUUUCCUCCAAGCAGAUCUGUUCCGUUGGAAUCCCGCGGACACACUCAGCAGCAAUGGCUGCAACCCAAGGAACAGGCUCGCGUGAGACAGGAAGAUCUGAAGGUUCAAGGAUCUGUUCAGGGGACUCGUCUCACAACCUCCCCGCCGGAGACUGUUUCCAAAGACGGCCCUGUCCCGGACCAGACGAAUCAAGCACUCGCCCUCAGGUUCUCCAGGCCUAGCCCCCGGAGCUGCGGCCCUGUCUUGUCCGGAUCAACAGAAUCGAGUCUCGGUCGAGUCUUUCGCGAUGGUGUCAUGCAUCAGAUGAAACUGGAUGGAGGUGUUGCUUACGAACAUGUGGAUGGAGUAAGCAUGGAUGGACAUCCAGCAUCGUCUACCAGCGCAUAUGGCUCGAAUGAACCGAUUCCUGAGAUAGAGGCCCGGGAUAUCAAUGAGAUCUCCAGACAACCCGAGCAUGAUUAUGCUGUCUAUGACAAUACCGAUGCGAACAAGCAGUCAGAAAUAAAAUCACCAGGAUCUUCCAUCUCGGACAAUGAUAAGUAUCCGUCACGACAUUCGUCUGGAACUUCGAAUUCAACCUCUGGCACCUCCAUAAGUGGCAUCAAUGCAGAUCAUGGGGACGAUAACAUGAUCAUCUCUCCCUUUCGGGGAGAGUGCAAGGAUUGCGGGGACACCAUACAUCCGUCCACAGGUUCAGACGUGCCUCCAAAUGAGGUAGCAUUUCCAUAUGCUCACGUCGAAGACACCCGUCAUAUAGGCUCAGGACUAGGAAGGAAGAUUGAACUUGGUGUCAUCACGGAGGAGGAUGGGGAGUUGCCCUUUAAUUCCGACAAUCUUGGCGCCACACCCUUCCCUAUGGUGCACAGGGCGACCGACGCGGAUAGUCAGACUGGCGAGCAUUCGUUGCCUUUGGGGGCGGAAGCGGCGCAGCAAGAUGGGACAGAUCCAUCAAGUCAAGCCACACCGGCCAGUGCGGAUCAAUUCUCACCGCGGAACCCUGUUGCUCCUGGCAUUGGCGACGACCAGCAUAUUUACGAACUCGAAGCAAGCAGUCUCACCCGAGAUAACAGUGAUCUAAGUAGUCGGUCGAGAGACGGUACUGUCGAUGCAAGUGUCACUGACAGCGCAAGCUCAGAAAGCUCGGGGACUGGGAGGAGAGGUUUCCUGGGUGAGAUUCAUCGAGGGAUUUCGACGGCGGUACAAGUGCAAGCCGUCGAGGCAAGGGUCAAAAAGUCCGUCACCUUCAGUCCGGUUGAGGAUGUGAGGUUCCUAACGCCUUCGCCCAGCCGGCCGGGCGGGAGUGGGAGUGUCAGGCAUGAGGCCAACAAAAUCCCACGCAACAGAGCGCGCUGA
Capronia epimyces CBS 606.96 is the source of this 1512-nucleotide messenger RNA. RefSeq lists its product as uncharacterized. The transcript has a single exon. The coding region runs from base 1 to 1512 and encodes 503 amino acids. NCBI's taxonomy places the organism in Eukaryota, Fungi, Ascomycota, Eurotiomycetes, Chaetothyriales, Herpotrichiellaceae. The record is from RefSeq and is a predicted model, not a curated record.